AGCUUCAACAUGGCAUACAAAUUCCUGGCACUUACCGCAACCCUUUUGGUCCUGUCUCCUGCCUGGGCAGGAAUCAUCGCACAGCCGGCAAUCAGUUAUUUGGGAGAUGAGCACGCUGUGGCGCACACCCAACAGAAUGUUGUCAGGAGCUUCGAUGGCACCGUAUCGCACUAUGCCAAGUCCGUGGCCACGCCCUACUCCCAAGUGCACAAACAGGAUACGCGAAUUAGCAACAAUGUUUAUCAGCCCGCCAUUGCCAAGACUGUCACCUAUGCGGCUCCAGUUCCAGCUCCGGUCUACACCCCCCACCAGCCCGCUGUCUAUACCUCCCACCAGCCCGCUGUCUACACUCAUGCAGCUCCAGUGGCCACCCCAGUUUAUCAACAGCAGCAACACAUUCCCACUUCCCCUGUCACCUAUGCCAGCCAUCAACCUCAGGCCGUGAUUCACUACUCACCAGCGGAAACCGUUUCCCACAUGAGCUUCGAUGGAUUCGGCACCCAUUGGGGCUUCUAAGUUGGUUGAUAUUUUCCCUUGUUAAACUUAGGUCUUAGAGUUUGAGAAAUAAAUAAAUCGUUGAACA
Molecule: messenger RNA, 583 nt
Organism: Drosophila innubila
Lineage: Eukaryota; Metazoa; Arthropoda; Insecta; Diptera; Drosophilidae
Product: larval/pupal cuticle protein H1C
Exons: 1
Coding region: 10-516 (168 amino acids)
Source: RefSeq, a predicted model, not a curated record